Brassica rapa (field mustard) is the source of this 7525-nucleotide messenger RNA. RefSeq names its product probable polyol transporter 6. The record is from RefSeq and is a predicted model, not a curated record. NCBI's taxonomy places the organism in Eukaryota, Viridiplantae, Streptophyta, Magnoliopsida, Brassicales, Brassicaceae. Gene Ontology annotation, cellular component: membrane. Gene Ontology annotation, biological process: transmembrane transport. Gene Ontology annotation, molecular function: carbohydrate:proton symporter activity.
CCCAUCCCAUGAGUCCAUGAGGUCUAUGACGCAUUUUAAGAUUUGUCUUCAACUAGUGUCCGUGAUUAAUUAAAUUUACUACGAGUUUUAUCAUCCUUGUAUCAUAAGCUCAUAACAACGUGACCAAAUAUUGUGAAAAAGUAUGGUGACUACUAGCUUUAUUAACAUAAGAAAAAAAACACUGUUAAGGAGAUGUAUAAUCUAUCACUAUGUUUUUAACUAACCCUUUUGAUCAAUACUGUUUAAUAUUCUAGAUGUCUUAGAACUUAACCUCUACAAGUCUCACUACGGAAUAUAUUGCUUACUAAGUUGGUAACCCUUAAAUGAUUAAACGGGAAACAUGAAAGAUCAAAACACCCAAAAAAGCUCCAUUUGCUUAGAGCAAACUCAUUAGUAAAAUAUCUCAAAUGGGGUUUUUAUCAAAAUAAUAUUAGUAUGUUAAUAUAAUUUAGCUAUUUCAAUAAUUUAACAUUUUAAUAAAUGUUAGACUAAUUAUAGACAAGCAUAUGAGAUUAGAGGUUCUUGGAGAGUUUUCAAAGUUUCUUGUUUGAGAUACUCAUUUUUCUGUCUCUCAUAUGUUUUGAAUUUUUUUCUUAUUUUUAUUUGUUAGAUGUUCAUUGAGUAUCUACAAUUGUAUAUGUUUUUAUAAAUUCAACACGUCAAGCCGUUUUCAAGGUUCUCUUUUUUAUGCAGAAUCUUUUUCAGUUUCAUAAGGAAUAAAAAUAAACAUUACUAAUACCUUCUCCUUAUAUGCGAAUCAAAAAAGACCUUGGUCGUUUUCUUUAUGACACUUGAUAAGAAUAAGGGAUUUGCAGGUAGUAAACACAUAUUUUUGGAUAUCUUUAAGUGAUUUUUGUUUAAUGUUUGCUUUUUGUUUUUGAUAUCUAUGAAAUCACAUAUUUUUUCAUUGAAUCUUAUUUUUUUUUGUGGCUAUCUAAUACAAAGUAGAACUUUAAAAUCAUUUCUACUUCUAAAACUCUCAUGUAACCUCGUCACUUGCUUUCUUAAAUUUUAUUUAUCUUGUAAUACAUUCUCAUAGCUGAAUUUAUUUUAAUCUCAGCAAAUAGCUUCUUUACUGAGCCCAACACAGUAGAUGAGACUGCUAAGUAGAUGCGGUUCUGACGGGGGACAAUGGAUUUCUAAAAAUCUUUCUUUAAGUGAGUUUUUGUUGUCAAUUGUGUCUGUUUUCAAUUAGAUAAUAUGUGUAUCAAGUGAUUAUUGACAAAUUGGUGAAACCAAAUCAACAAGUUGUCGAUUAUAGGGUUGUCUGGACUCACUGCCAAAGGUCUUGAAAAAGCUGAUAAUGUGGCAGAUAUUUAAGACAACUGAAGGUUUUGUUUUUGUUGGUCACCGUUUGAACAAUGAUGUAAUUUGUAAAAAUGUUUCAGUCAGUUUAUUUUCACCGGUUUCAAAGGUCUAAUGAAUCUUUUGAUCUUGAUCUUAGCAUUUAAUAUCACCGUACAUGAGUGAUAGACACUUCGCUUUAACUCAAGUAUGAAUAUGUAUCAUGCAAGCCUUGUUUGAAUUAUCUCUACAAGGUAAGUAUUUGUACAUGUUGGGUUUUGCUUUGUAUUUGAGAACUAGUGAUAUAUACACUAUUCUUUUUCAUGCAGUCAAUGUUGGAAUAUGAAAAGGAGAACGCGUCCAACAAUUGCCAUCAAAAGGCAGAAGCUGCAAUGAAGCUUGUGAUUAACUUACUCAAAAUUUAUUUGUUUUGUAAACUUAUUUGUUUAAAAUUGCAAUGUUUGCUUAAAAUUUACUCAUUUUGUAAACUUAUGUGUUUAACUUGCACUAAAAUCAAUUUGGAAUUUAUUUCUUUUGAUUUCCUCCGAUCAUUUCCAAAAAAAACAUAUGACCCAACAUACAUUGCUAGACCAUUGUGCGUUUAUAUGUAACAUUUAUUUAAUGCAUUGUAAUUUUAGUUGAAAAGUCUUGUAUUUUUUUUAAUUUCAGACUUUCGCUUUUCUACUAAGCCCAUCACAGUGUUGUCUAUGAUUUGCGACAGCAACAGCCGGGUGAGAGGCCUGAGCAGAGGCUAGUUCGGAUGACUUUGAGGCUUGGAAACUACAGCUUUGAGUACGUGCCGCUGUUUGACGAGUCAGAUUGGGCGCUGACGGAGAACUCUAGAGAAACACUACGGGAUUAGCCGCAUAUCACCAUCCUGGCAGCACUGAUAUGCUGUUAUAUGAACAGUUGAAGGCUUUGUUUCAGGUUGAUACCAUUAUGGUUGGUCACGGUUUGAGCACUGACAUAUAAGGUAAUGGUAAUUUUCAAAUUCAGUUUCUCUUUAUCAGUAGAAAAAUUUUGAUUAAUUUUUCGAUCUUGAUCUCAGGCUUAAAACUUCAUCAAGCAAGGGUUAUCGACACAUCACUUGUUUUCAAGUAUGAAACUGCAUCACACAAGCCUUGUCUGAAUGAUCUCUGCAGGGUAAGUAUUUGCACACUAUUAUUUUGUUUGGUUUUGCUGUUUUACUUGAGAACUAAUGAUACAUGAGAACUAAUGAUACACUAUUCUUCUUCUGCAGUCAAUAGGGGUAAAUGAACCCAACAACAAUUGCCUUGACAACAAUUGCCUUGAAAAGGCAAAGUCUGCAAAGUGGUUAAGAACGGGGCAAAUACAUACAUUCCUGAUCCUGCAAGCCUUGUUUGAAUUAUCUCUGCAAGGUAAGUAUUUGCAUACAUUGCAUCUUUUACAGAGCGAUCCUGAAACCAUUCCUCUGUGUUGUAGGUUCUCUCCCAACGGCAGAGCUCUCUGGAUGAUAGACCACAGAAAGAGCUUCAUUUUUGGUGAACAAACUUCAGACCAAACGUCUUUCACCCAGCUAAAAGCUACUGGCUCAGACGAAUUUGGAUUCGUAGCUGUCUGCAUCGUUGCAGAGAAAUAUCCUGAUCGGGUAGUGUACACUCCAGACUGUAAUGGUUGCCAAACAAAGGAGUCCUCAACUUUCGAGAGACUUGGUUGUAGCAUUUGAAUCUCCUUAACAAAUGAGGUAAGAAAGUUUCAAUCUUAUCUUGAUUCCAUUGCAUAUCCGACGUGAGUAGGUCUGAUACUGUAAGGUCCACUGCUGCUUCUGGUAUAGGUCCAAAAGGUUUCACCUGUGUGUUUAGCGAUAUCCACGAGUCUUUCCAGACUUUAGUAGUCUCACCAUUCCCUAUAGCCCUUCCUAGGUUUCCUUUUAAGAGGUCCCUCCCAUGUAGAACACUCCUCCACCCAUGUGAACACACCGCUGGGACUUGAGCCUCGAGAAAAGACUUAGAGUGACAAUACUUCCCUAGUAGUACUCGAGCUAGUAGACUGUCGGGUUUUGUAAGUAUACGCCAGGCUUGUUUAGCUAAUAGAGCUUGGUUGAAGGUCUGGAUGUUAAAGAUAAACCCUCUCCAUUCUAAUGUUGCUCUUUAAGUUCUUAAAGAUAAACCCUCUCCAUUCUAUCUUUAUCUGUUAUUGGUGACAAGAUGUAUGGCUAUAUGCUUGCAAGACCCGUGCAACGGUUCGAUCAUACUGUUAGGGUUAGUGAUCAGGAGAUUACUUAUGAAGAUCGAUCAUUUGAUCAAGUGUUAGGUUAUUUAAGGACAUUACAUCUUAGAGGUACUAGUCUUAAUGUUUCAAUAAAUUUGUAGCAUGUGAUUCAGCAGAUUCGGUCUUCUUAGCUAUAGCUUUCACCUUUCAGUAUUGUUUCUUGCAAAAUCCCACUUGUAGAAGAGGUUUAUUGUUAAGUACGGUAGAGCUUCCAUCAUUCCAAAAAUGUAGGAGAAGUAGAUGAUGAUGAUGAUCUUAAUAGCUCGUAGGAGCUUAUCUGUUUGAGCAGUACUCUGCUAACCCCUAGCCUUAUUCCACAAGUAAUUUUAUUAUUGCACAUAAGACAAUGUGCAAUAAUCAAAUUAUUUUCUGCAUGAUAAUAAUGCACAAUAUCAAUAUGACUCUUAAAUAAUUUAAUAAACUUGUUUGUUGAACACUUUUGUUGAAAAGUAUUAUGUCUCCAUACUAAUAAGUCCAACAUAAACUUUUGACGAAAAAGUCCAAUAACACCAUUCGUCCGGAGACAGUACUGUCGAAUAUAUUUUCUUUCAAAUGAUGAUCUUAUGGAAAACAUGAAAGUCCACUUAUUUUAUGAUAGAGAUUAGAGAAGUUAACUUAACGUAAGAUUAAAGCCCAGGGUGCGUGUGUGAGAGAGAGGUAUGGUUACGGUUAAUUUACUUUGAUUCUUGUUGGUACAUUAUAUCAUUUCUACAGAGUUUAGAGAGCGAUCCAAAUAUGUGUUAAUAAUCUCACAAUUUUAAAUUAAAAAAAUAAAUAAAUAAAGUCGUUCUAACAUAUAACUACAAAAUUUAAUAAUUUGUUUUAAGACAUAUAUAAAGGCCACAAAAUUUCAUAAAAAAAUUAAAAAUAUAUAACAUUACUUUGAGUUUAAAAUGGCAACAGCGAUUCAACAUUAUCUUUAUCUUUGAUAGUUUAGUUAAAUACGUUACCACGCAAGGUUAUGAUAUCGCGAUGUAUUAUUAGUCAACAUUAGAGAAAAUGUUAUAAACUAUGCAGAAAAUAUCAAAGCACAAUGCAUAGACUUUUCUUAGAUCUUUUGUCGUCAAGUUCUUAUUAAUUAUAGCAAUACAUUGUCAACAAAAUAUUCUUUCAAGAUCAAAUCAAAUUAAUUAUUCAAGAUAUUUCUGUUAAAUCGGACCCAUUUAGUUAGUCGCAAGAUGUGUCAGGAUUGUAUAGUUUGUGGUGGUGUGGACUGUGGAUAUAGAAAUUUCAUUUAACUAUUGUUGGACCAUAGUAAGCUACUAUUCUAAAGUAUCUUUUAAUUGGUUGUAUAAAAUCCUAUUUAUAAGUAUGCAUUAUUGAUUACAAAUGUUUUAUGUUCAUCAACACUUGCGCUUAGUACUACUAUCGUAUGUAGUAGUGUAUGUAAUCUGAUGUACGUGUAAGCUUCCCAAAUCAGAUUUUUUGGGUUUUAUCUUAUUUUAUUUCUUUUGGGAAAAAAUUUAUGAAAAACUACAAGAAAAGAUGGAAGAAAUAACUUCAAUCAUAUUAUGUAAACAUGAUAUUAAUUUUUCAAAAUUUUACGCAAAACAUAUUUGGCUUUUCGUAGGACUCAAAGUCUAAAAUCCAAAUAGCCACUUCUUUUUCCCAUUAAAUAAUCAAAAAUUCAAACUUCUGAAAACUAAUGAAAAUAGACCCAUGACGUUUUACACAGUACUCUCCACAGUUGACCUUGAAUCUGUGAAUCCAGCCCCAAAAUGAGUUUGGUUACACAUUGACAUCAAGACAUUCACGAGGAUAAAAACAAAAAGCAGCUAUUAAAAAAUAGUUCUUAUCCAAUUAUAGCAGACUCGUGUUCUACCCAUAUCUUUUCAUUAAAUUUACAAAAUAUCUUAGGUAGCCAAACUUCUACGUUUUAACUACGACCAAUAAGCCAGCUUGGUUAUAGAUAUGUUCUUAUCCAAAAUCAAAAGUUAACUAGUAUUAAGGCAACUGAUCAACGUUUGGAUACAUCAGACUUCCAAAUUUAGAGUCACGUCCAGCUGUUAUUACACAUGUACUUAAUUAGGGUCUGUAAUUAGAAUCAUUGAUCGGGUCUUCGAGUACCAGUACUCUUGUCACAAACAAACUUCUACAAAUAGAUAAAAAUAUAAGAAGAUAUGGAUGACUCUUGUCCAUUGGAUUCAAAAAUAACUAAAUCCUCUCUUUUCAAACUUGUGGCUUUCACGAGUACAGUCUUGUCUGUGUUGUCAUCUAUUAUUUUCUAUAUAUAAUCAACGAAUCUUCUUUGGUGGUGAGAGAAAACUUAAGAAGCAAACACAUAUCUAACUUUCAGACAAAAGCUUACAACUGGGAGAGACAUUAGUUAACGUUUGUAUACUCUAUAGUUUUCUAAUUACGUGCUGGUGAAUUAAUCAUGGACGAUCAAAUCUCCAACGAGAAUGCGGCCGAGAAGCCGACCGAGGAGCACACCGGAGUUAAUAGAUACGCGCUUCAAUGUGCUAUUGUCGCCUCCAUCGUCUCCAUCAUCUUUGGUUACGAUACUGGCGUUAUGAGUGGAGCGAUGGUGUUUAUAGAAGAAGAGUUAAAGACAAACGAAGUUCAAAUCGAAGUUCUCACCGGAAUUCUCAACCUCUGUGCCCUCGUCGGAUCAUUGCUCGCCGGGAGAACGUCGGACAUAAUCGGACGACGUUACACAAUCGUCUUGGCCUCAAUACUCUUCAUGUUGGGCUCAAUACUAAUGGGUUGGGGCCCAAGUUACCCUGUUCUCCUCACCGGUAGAUGCAUCGCCGGGCUCGGAGUCGGUUUCGCCCUAAUGGUCGCACCGGUUUACUCGGCAGAGAUAGCAACGGCUUCACAUAGAGGACUCUUAGCUUCUCUACCUCAUCUUUGUAUCAGUAUAGGGAUUUUAAUCGGUUACUUAGUGAAUUACUUCUUCUCCAAGCUACCUAUGCAUAUCGGUUGGAGACUGAUGCUCGGCAUAGCUGCGAUCCCGUCGCUAGUUCUAGCCUUCGGGAUCUUGAAAAUGCCUGAAUCUCCACGGUGGCUGAUUCUGCAAGGACGUCUCGGAGAGGGCAAAAGGAUACUGGACUUGGUGUCGAACUCGCCUGAAGAGGCGGAGCUUAGGUUUCAAGACAUCAAAACCGCCGCGGGAAUAGACCCGAAGUGCAAAGAUGAGGUGGUGAAGAUGGAGAACAAGAAGACUCACGGAGAAGGGGUUUGGAAAGAGCUUAUCCUAAGACCAACACCUGCGGUGAGACGAGUUCUUUUGACUGCGUUAGGGAUUCAUUUCUUCCAACACGCAACUGGUAUCGAAGCCGUGUUGCUAUACGGUCCGAAGAUCUUCAAAAGAGCAGGGAUCACAACUAAAGACAAGCUUUUCUUGGUUACAAUCGGUGUCGGGAUCAUGAAAACGACGUUUAUUUUCACAGCGACUUUCUUGCUCGACAAGGUAGGUCGGAGGAAGCUUUUGUUGACCAGCGUUGGAGGAAUGAUUGGUGCGUUGACAAUGCUAGGGUUUGGGCUUACGAUGGCCCAAAAUUCUGGCGGGAAACUGGUUUGGGCUUUGGUGCUGAGUAUAGUUUCGGCUUAUAGCUUCGUAGCGUUUUUCUCUAUUGGGCUCGGCCCAAUAACUUGGGUGUACAGCUCUGAGGUCUUUCCGUUGAAGCUUAGAGCUCAAGGAGCGAGUCUCGGCGUUGCGGUGAACAGAGUCAUGAACGCCACCGUGUCGAUGUCGUUUUUGUCGUUAUCCAAGGCGAUUACGACCGGCGGAGCUUUCUUUAUGUUCGCCGGAAUCGCGGCGGUGGCGUGGAACUUCUUCUUCUUCCUGAUGCCGGAGACUAAAGGAAAGUCGCUUGAAGAGAUCGAAGCGCUUUUCCAAAGAGACGGUGAUCAUAAAGUACGCGGUGAAAACGACACAGCUUAGUGUUUUUUUUUUUAUUUUUACGACUGCGUUUUAGCGUGUUUUCUUUAUACGACACCGUUUGGAUGUUUAAUUUUAUGUGGCUUUUAUCAAAUUAUAUAUAAACCAACGGUCAUGAUCGAGUUA